Messenger RNA from Chaetomium strumarium, 1257 nucleotides. RefSeq lists its product as uncharacterized. The record is from RefSeq and is a predicted model, not a curated record. The coding region runs from base 135 to 1109 and encodes 324 amino acids. The transcript has 2 exons. Lineage: Eukaryota; Fungi; Ascomycota; Sordariomycetes; Sordariales; Chaetomiaceae.
UCGUCACUCGUCAUAUAAAGUGGAACCGCCAAUCCAACCAGUACAAGGGCAACUUUCGUUUCAACCUCCGCGAGCCAGAACAUACCCGCCAUCCCGCCGUCUCUAGACAAUGUGCCAAACCAUCGGGAUGCGGCAUGCCACUCCGCUACGCUCCCACCGGCACGGCGAUAACCGCCCAGCUCGCAACUCAAACCGCAGCAUGGAGCGGCCGACGCUUCUUCCACACCUCCCCGCGUCUCCUCCACCUUGACAGCAACACAAGCGACGCCUCCAAUCACUAUGAAACCCUCAACGUCCGCCCCGAUGCCUCUCCGGCGGAAAUUAAAAGAUCCUUCUACCUCCUUUCCAAACGACACCACCCAGACCACAACCCAUCCGACCCGCACGCGCCGUCCCGCUUCAUGCGCAUCAGCGAGGCGUACGCGACCCUGAGCCACGCCGACAAGCGCGCGCUAUACGACCGUGACGUCAUGCGCACAACGCGCAACAAUCCGCAUUAUCACCACGCACCGAAGGGCUCGUACCACAGCACGGGACCCGCCGGCGGCCGCCCGGCGUCCGGACUGAGCAGUCGGCGACGAGGCACCUACCAGGGCCCGCCACCGUCCUUCUUCCGCAGCGGUGGGUGGGGGGCGCACACCGCCAAGCGGCGCGCCGCGCACGAGGAGAGUACCGGGUUCGGGGCUGGAUACGGCACCGAUUCUAGCCGGGGCGGCUCAGGCGCUGCUGGGGCUGCGCAUCAGCAGCCCCCACCGCCGCCGCCGCCGCCGCACGGGAGUGGAGGAGGUGGUGGUGGGGGUGUAGGAGGGAUGGGGCCCGGGCAGAACCCAUUCGGACAUAGGGAUGACGUCCCGCAUUUUGAUAGGGACGCGCAUGAGAGGGCCCAGAGGAGGGGUGAGGAGUUGCGGGCGCGGCGGGCGGCGCGACGGGCUGGGUUGAAUCCUGAUGAGCCCGACUCGCCGACGAACAUGAGUUUCUUUGCCGCGGCCGCCAUCUUGGCGGUUGUGGUGAUGGCGCCGCUUAUGCUCACUGGGAAUAGGAACACGAAGAAUGACAAAGCUGCGCAGGCGGCAGCGAGGGAGAGCAAGAGGGAAAACAAGGCGAAGUGAUGAGUAGUUCGUAGCGAAGGCUUUCCGGAUGGUUGGUCAUCUUCUCUCAUCAUAUACAUACGCACAUAAGUCAUCAGGCCGCGUGCAAUUGGCAUGUACAGUCGCAGCGGCGUUACUUGUACAGUGCACAUUAGCUCUAGAUUGAUAC